CGAGAACCAGCUGGUGUGUCGACACGCAUCCGCCGUCAGGUCGUGAUCCAUAGGAUAGGUCAAACUGCGAGCACAGUGAGUCGAGGGAACUGGCAAAAGGAACAGAGGAUUGCGUGAACGAUCUGUCAGUGUGGGGCUGUGAGCCACGUUCUUCGUGAACAGCCAUACUGUGAUGGAGAACGUCGCGGUGGCAGCCGUGAGUUCGUUGGAGGACAAUGCCACCAUACGGGAGUACCUGGAACUUCGGCUGGGACCCCAGCACAUCUUGCUGCCCAUCGUCAUCCCGCUAACAGUGCUGUACGUGGUGGUGUUCGUGAGCGGCGUCGUGGGCAACGUCACGGUGUGCCUGGUGAUAGCGCGCAACUCGCACUUCCAGACGCCCACCAACUACUAUCUCUUCUCGCUCGCCAUCUCGGAUCUGCUCAUACUCGUCUUCGGUCUGCCCAACGACCUGAAGCUCUACUGGCAGCAGUAUCCAUGGCGACUGGGCGAAGCCCUGUGUCGUUUUCGGGCCCUGGUGGCGGAGGCCACUUCGUACGCCUCCGUUCUGACCAUCGUGGCGUUCACCGCAGAGCGUUAUGUGGCCAUCUAUCACCCUCUCUUCCUGCAGACCACCUCAAGUUUGACGCGCGCCGUACGCAUCAUCGCCAUCAUCUGGGUGGUGUCGCUGGUCAGUGCCAUACCGUUCGCCGUCUACACCCGGGUCAACUUCGUGGACUUUCCGGUGGGCUCGGGUCGCGUCGUGCCCGAGUCAGCCUUCUGUGCCCUACCGAUGGACACGACUGCGGUCAGCCUUCCCUUGCUGCAGUGCUCGACGUUCGCCUUCUUCUGCCUUCCCAUGACACUGAUAGCAGUGCUCUACCUCAAGAUAGGAAUGCGGCUAAGAAGCCAGCCGGGACCCGGGCAGCAAGGGAGGCAUCAACGCAGACCGGUGCACAGAAUGCUAGUGGCGGUGGUCAUCGCGUUCUUCGUCUGCUGGGCCCCGUUCCACACCCAGCGCCUUUUGGUGGUGUACGUCAGCCCCAGUCAAUGGACUACGGGCCUACGCACCCUCAACGAGGUGCUCUACUACACAGCCGGGUGCCUCUACUACUUCAGUGCCACCAUCAACCCUAUACUCUACUCACUCAUGUCCGUCAAAUACCGAGAGGCGUUCCGAGACGCCCUCUGCACACUGUCCAAGACCAAACAGCGCCUAUCGGCUGGAGAGUUCGACGCCGGCGCCACUGUCGUCAUAGUCGGUGCCGGCCACUCCAUUCUGGACAACACGCGACUGAGCACGCUCAAGCCGUACUCCAUCGUCCAGCGUGUGGACACCGAGGAGGCAAACGUGGACGCCGCCGCGGACAUAGCGAUGCGAGCCCUCAUCAUCCAGACGGUGCUCCGCGUCAGGCCUAACCAGGAGCUGCCAUUGACACCAACGAAGAGUGAAGCUGAUGACAAAGACAAGAGCCCCAUCAAGGAGAUCUCCAGUGACAAGAGUCCCCUGCCUUCGGAGACGGUGGUGUGACUUUCUCCUUGGUGAUUUGUAAACGAGGAGGCCAUGGCAUCGUCGAGAAUAUUCAUGUCCUUGAGCUCAAGGACGGAUGUACGCUUUACCGCCGUCCAUGAGGACCGAAAUGUGUUCACAGUUGUGGAACCUAGCUCCGCACUUACUCACGCUGGAGCGCAGCUAGUGUUCAGCCCGGCGAUUUCUACCCCUGCUGUGUGAGUUCCAAGUCUGUUGAGUGCGAUCUCAAAGCAAGCUCAUGCUGUCGCUACGAUCUUGAACAUUGAUCUUGAACCUAGUCACGAAACGGCAUCUCGCGGGACUUCGGGUUUUCAAGAGGUGCUAACUUCAUGCGAAGCCUACGUACACCCGCAGACUCAGAACAGCUACUCGAGGUCCGCAGCGCUUUGUGCCAGCUACGAUAAGCAGGGCUGCGACCACAAAUCAGAUGGACGUCCUUCCUGUCCAGCGUAAACGGCUAUCCAUGCCAUAUCUGUCUCUGUGUGGAAGAACUUGCGAGCCUCAGUAACUUUUGGAGAAGUCGUCGAUUGCUCAAAAUAGGACGGAAACUUUAGCAGAUAUGCUCUUCCGCUGUGGAGGGGACGCUAGAUCACUGAGCAGUCACCUCGAAUGUGUGUUCACUUUCGGCCAGGUAGCGGCGCAGCAGUCUUCAAGAAAGUUGUGCCUCCUAAAGUGCUUUUUCGAGCACAUUUGGGUGCGCGAAGUUGCCACGUCCCUUCUAUAGCUGGGCCAGCCUUUCGAGUGUCAGGAAGACCAAUAGCGAUGCGGCUUCUACCUGAAACGUCAAAUACCUGGUGGUGCUUGGCAGCAGGCUUAUCUUCUGUAUGCCACGUUUAUGAAUCGUGAGGCUGCUAAUAUUGCGGCUAUAUACUCGUGUACUGGAGUGAAAUACAGCUACCGACCAAAAAUCCCAAAAGGUCAAAACAUGGGACUACUCAUUUCUUUCUUUUGACAGUAUUGAUGCUGAACUUUGACGCGAGGGAACUCGCACCGACGAGAGCUGCUCCCUUUGUGUCCGUGCUUAGUUACUCAACGUGUGGCUCAAAGAAGCAAGGAGGACUAUUAUGCACUGUGCUUGUGGGCAUCCUAAAGUUCGCAGACCUCGUUCACCACCAAGCCACUAAGUAAAAGGACACUCGAGAGCUGUGGCUUGCCUUCAACCUUUCAUCUCUGAGUGACGAGCAUAGUGCUUCGGAAGUGAAUUCGAAACGAACGUCAAAGUGCCAAAAUAAAAAACCCUCACUGUGCGCGGUUGUGCAAAUGUGACCAAGUUUGACCUCGACGAAAGGUCUUGUUAAGGACAUCUGCUGGACCAUAGUCUGUUAACUCUUCAGCUCUUCAACAUGACAGUGAUACGACGGAACGUCCCCACCUCACCUCUUGAAAGCUCGAAGCCAAGGAGGAUUAAGUGGUUCUCCCUGCAUGCGCGCAAACCACUGGCCUCAAGUCACCGGAGAGCCUCAAGUGACUGUCGGAACUUGCGAAAACGAAACAUUUGUGGACCCUUUAGCGAGAUGUUUUUGUUUGCACGGUGCUGUUAGUGCAACCGAACAUGUGAUGGACGACCGAACAGUUGGUGCGACACGUGUCGUUUGGUAUCGCUUAUGCAUGUGCAUUGAGAAUGUGUUGGUAGACCUUUUAACGAAAGGGUCGAAACAACGUCGCCUAUGAGCGCUGCAGAGCAUUGUCAUGUAGCAUCAGGCCCUCAGUGACUGGGCCUAAGUGACGGUGGUGGUUUUACCGACCCAGAAACCCUGCCUUUUCUAGACAAUGGAAGCAUGGGCACCAUCACAAGAGCAUUUACUUAGUGUCUACUCUAACGUGUAAGCACUGAUAAUAGUGUAACUUGAGAAGUACGGUCGUUGGUGGUGAAGACAUCCACGGUGAUGUGCGCAUGCUUGGCGGAAUAUGUUCAACAUUCUUUGGGCGUGAACAUUUAAGCAAGAUGCGCCUCGAGUGUUACUACUAGUCUCACGUGACCCAAUAGCUAACUGUAUAAAGAAAGACGUCGAGCUUAUUUUUGUGUUCAGACUUGAAACCCCCGUACCACAGAACAAGUGGUGCUCUAUACGUGGACUGUGGUUGACGUCACCUACGCGUCAAUGUAAAUACGAGACCUGAACAAAAGUCUAUAUUCCUGGUAACAAGUCAACAGCCGAUAAAAAACACUAUUAAACGUGCGCACUGCCAACUGUAGAUACACAGCGUGAGGUAGAUUUCAAACUUCGGCGCGAAAAAAAAAUCUGUGGCGAUUGCGUCCCCACUGCUCAUGAACACAUUCCCUAUAGACAGAUCAUAUCUGCGAAGUAUCACUACAACCUACCGUAUUGUACAUUAUUAGUCUCUAGCAAACGGCUGAUCCAGUCCUUUGACCUCCGCGAAACAUUGUCUGGACAUAAUGACGCGCCUGGGUACCUUGCGCCUUUUUCUGCUUUGUCAUCACAAUCGAGACAACAAGUCCUGCUUCUUCCCGUUGCGCGUUCUUAAUAUGGCUGCGUCACUCGGUUAGGUUUCUAUUAUAAUUCUCAGUUUCAGCGUGCAUAUUGCAAAAUAGGCCAUUAUUCGGUUUCAACGAACACUGCAGAUCAAAACGACUAAUUCUUUUUUGCCGCUUGAAAGGUCAUAUGCUGUCAUGCGGUGCUUUUUUGCCAAGUUUGCCUUAUUCAAAGAUGGUACGAAAGGAGCAUCUGUCAGAGCCUUCUGUUUGUUUCAAGCUUUAAUUAAGCUCGCUGCACUUGUGCAACGGCUUAGGCCUGAGGGCUUGCACGAUUUCUUUUGAAGUAAUUCAUUCUGACGCAGUGCUGCUAUCUUAGGUUAUUAUUCUUCAAGCCAAAAAAACAAGUUUUCUCAAAUGUUUUUCACUCGUUGUAAUGUUAACAGCAUCAGCACUCGUCUACCGAAAAUCCGCUUCUUCACAGCGGUGGACUGUUUCCCACUUUUAAGGUAUUUCAUAACAGCCGGCGCUUCAUGUACAAAUAUAAUUUCAUCUACGCAUUAAUUUUUUUCCAGUAGCACAAGUGGUUUGUAGUCGCUUCGGUGACUUGUGACUUCUCAGCUAGUGCGAUCAGAUGCUCGUUUGUUGCCCGGGAAACUAUAGCCUUCUCUGUUUGAGACAGCAGCCUUGUAUUCUGCAUGUAGAGGUGCUUCAUUUGUGCCUGAAUCUUUCGUUUCGGUGUAAUGGGAGAUGCCAGAAAGAAGGUGCGCGUAACCCAGGCCAGGCUGCCCCUUUCUAACUGUGGAAGCCUGUCUAUUUCUCUCUCUCUCUCUUUCUCUCUCACACACACGCUUACGGAACGUCGAGAGUAUGUUGGAAGCCCGUCUAAUCGGGAUGAAACGUACUAAAAGAAAGGACCUGGACACCCACCAAAAGGAUUUUCGAAAAUGAUUAGAACGUUUCGUCUCCCAUGGUACCGACGAAAAGUUAGUAUAUCUUAUUUUAAAAUUAAAAAUUACACCAUCUCCCGCUAAAGGGGACCAUGAGGCGAUGCGAAGCCGGAGCACUUGCACGAUCGCGUUCCGUUGGCGUUCGUUGGGCAUGCUACCGACCUCGCGUCGUGGAACGCGAAGAGGAACACUACGCGCGUCGUGCCUUCUCUCUAGCCUGGCCGUUAAUUCUCACAGGGCGAGCGGGGAACGCGGUCGACCAGCGCGCGAGAGGGGGGCAGCGUAGAAGAGGAGAGAGAGUGGGAGGCGACGCGCAUGCGCUGGCGCUCAUCGCGGCGCUACGCAGGAGAGAAUUUCGGCAUGUUGAGCCCGCAUUUCAGAGGCGUCAACCGAAGCAAGUGCUGGACUGAACGCGCGCAGCGCUCUACCACUUGAAGGAGAGGAGACUGAAGGAGGAGAGUAGCGCAUGCGCCGCGAGAGCAGAAGCGAGAACGCAGGAGAAGCGCAAGCAGGUGCUGGGAGAGAAGUGGAGAGAGUAACGCGCGCCUGUUGAAGAGAGAGAAGGAGGAGAGUUGCGCAUGCGUAGUGUGAGCGCGGACGCCCACGCCGCGGGACAUACCCCUGAGCAAGAGAUGCUUCGCAUCUAAAAAGAUCCCCGCCCAUGCACUUCGUACAGAUGGCUAACCAGCGAAGCUGAAACGUGCAGCCCCUGUGUUUUUCACGACACUUCACUAAAGUCUUUAUGAAUCAUUGGUUCCAUCUUUGUGAGCCUCCUGCUCCUUGGGAGUACGAAUAACGCGUGGCGGACCCAUUUGACACUCGUAGAGAAACUGCUGCGCGCACGCUCGUCUGCGACGGGGGACAACAAAAUUAGCACUGGCGCAGCCAAUCGCGCGGCUCUAUUUUUUUGUUUUUAUUAUUGUUGCACUCGCAAAGUCUUCGCACCUGCGCUCGCUCCCUCGGAUGCGUAGUUCCCACUAAACCGCCUCGGUUUAUGAGAGAGUGUAGCUACGUCAUCUACCUACUCUGCAAAGGUGGGUUGCUCCAGAGGAGUUUCUGCGCACUCACGGACCGCCAGAUUUUCCCACCUCCCAGCUACAUACAGUUUUGCUGUGAAACCAUUUUGGCAGGCGCCCAGAUCCCUUCAUUUAGUAAACACAUAACACACACUCAUCGUCGAAACAAAUUCGGCGCCAGAGCCCUAGACUACAAAUGUUUGUGUUUCUUUUUUCAUCAGCCGUGUGAACUAGAUGUCGCUGAAAUCUCUCUUGUUUAAUCUAGGGUCGUGUGUAGAAUAGAGAACUGAACAAGUGGAUGACAACCGAGAAUGUAUUAACGCACGCCAGAUCACUUCGUCCUUUUGCCUCCUCGUACGUUCCUCUACCGAAAACCUCGUGUCGCGUUUCCAAACCUUCCGUUGGGAUUCCUGUCAGUUCAAGAUUGACUAUGCGUUUGUACAACUCGGGCCACUCAAAGACAGCGAGAAGAGUCAUCUUCUUAAUUGACAGACCCGCAUCAAUUAUCCUUUAUUCCUGGAUAAUUCAAUUUGUGUAAAUUUAGACCUCACAAUAGCUCGUUCCAAAGGCUGCAGUACUUCUCCGGUCCUGUUUAUUAUUAUGAGAUCGUGAAGUAUUCAAAAAUUGCUGAUUACGGCUCACAUGACUGCGUUUCCGUAAAAGUCAUUUUAAAUGUUGAACUCUGCUGCCCCUGUUUCAGGGGCAGCAGAAAUCAGGACACAUGUUAACUCCUCAUGUCUUUUCGCCAAUCACAGAAUAACAUAUUUAGUUUUUCUGUGAGCACAAAGGAUAGCUAGUUCAAUUCUCCACAAUCCGAAACUUUAACUUCCUUGCAACGGGUAUGCUUCUUUCCUGGUUAACCUUUCGCCCUUUAUGUCGUACCUGACUGCACUCCCAGUUUCGAGUUGGCAAAACUACUUUCUCACUUGCCAUUUUUUCAACAACCUGUGCUAUUCGUAAUCAUUAUGGGAUAACUUGGCGAUUACCGCUUGAGUGACCAAUCGCGAUCGACGAAAAGUCCUAUAACGGCUCAGCUGUUUGUACAUAAACAUGUCGUGUACAGUGCGCGAGCGUGUGGCAUCUAUUCAGUGCAUUUACGCUUCCGCGUCGUAACGCCAGUUGCCUUACGAUAUCAUCCUUGCUAUAGCGAACGACCUACACUGCGUGUCACGCUUAGAGGUUGUAUAAGCGUCAUUUUAAAACUCACGACACUUGACAAUUACUAAGUCUGCAGAUUUUUCUUUUAAACUUGUCUGGUAAAAAGUUAGACGACCACGUUUAUUAUGAAAGAGAUGUAACGUGGUAGAUAAUUUACCUUGUGUAGAUAUCGAUAACUAUCUUCAAGCGUGACACCAGUGAUACCCACCCUCCCCGCUGUAACGGUUAAAGCUGCGGUGUUUGUUGUUCACCUUAUGCCUAUAAAUUGUUCUGCAUUGUUGAGGUCGCUUAUUAUUGAAUGUUUUGUGAAGUGUAUGAGAGCUUUAUGGUUGUCCCGCCUAAAAAAACCACUGAAACUUGAGUCAUCGCACUGUGUUCUUAUUUCGCUCUUUUUGAAGUAUUACGACGUAAUCACAAACGUAAUACUGUCUUUCGGACUAUACGUGGUGUAAAGUACCUGUACUCGUUGAAGCAUACAAGCUUUGGCGAUGAACUAAGUCUGGUUUGUGCCGUGCGGUUUUCUCUCUGAGUCAUCAAAAAUGCGAUUGUUCGGCCCAUAAAUCACAGGGCCACCAGAACAAUUACUGCAUUUUGACAUUACAAUGGCCACAGUGAAUUAGCAACGUUCCACCGAGUACUCCUGAAGAAGCGUAGUCUUAUGUACUGAACUUGUUUAUUACCUGAAGACAUCCAUGGUUUUAUAUAGGAUAUCUUGAAGUCAAUGUACACUAUCUUUCGUCUGUGUUGCUCAGGUCAUGAAAGCGUUGAAUGCUCACUGGAAGCCACUCGCUAAAGUGCAUGUCUUUCUUCGUCCCCGUUUCACCCUUUAACCACUGAUUAUUCCGUACGGCUAUGAAAGUCUAAAAUUUAAGAGUCGCAUUUAGACUGAAGGCACGAAAUUUGGAUUUAGACUUGCCCCGUUUCAGACAAAUGUACCUGACAGCACUCUACGUUCGAUGUCAAUGAGGUGUGCUCAAAUUUCAUAGGCUCUUUUUCUUCAAGAACGAGACCUUCGUUAGAAGCCUGUGAACUAUAUCAGAAGAAUAGAGCACAUGGGUGCUUUUGCGCAAGACCACCUGCCAUUCAGAAGUAUAGAGGUCAGUACACCUGCCUGGCAUGUGAAGUAUUCAUUACUCCUCCUCCAACUAGUUCACUGCGGUACUCGAAAUGUAGCUGUGUAAAUCGGUUCCUAUGCUGCAGAUAGUUGAGAGUCUAAAUCUGGUCAAAGCAAUUCUGAUAACGAACAUUGUUACAGGCUCAAUUUGUUGUGUCCUCAGAAUAACAAUUAGAUUUAAGUGCUCAUUCGGCAGAUAUCCUCAAGUAAAUGUCAUGCAUGUGAAGGCGGCGCAAACAUUGAUUAAGAGGUGUCUAAAUGUUGUGCAAAGGCAAACCUUCCCUGUGAAUGAUCUGUCACUAUAAAGAUGACUCUUGCCA
Molecule: messenger RNA, 8502 nt
Organism: Rhipicephalus sanguineus (brown dog tick)
Lineage: Eukaryota; Metazoa; Arthropoda; Arachnida; Ixodida; Ixodidae
Product: neuropeptides capa receptor
Exons: 5
Coding region: 173-1510 (445 amino acids)
Biological process (GO): neuropeptide signaling pathway
Cellular component (GO): plasma membrane
Molecular function (GO): neuromedin U receptor activity
Source: RefSeq, a predicted model, not a curated record